AUGCGUAAGUUGCGGACUUUAAAACAAGCAGCCAAGUUGCGUGCCAAGACCCCAUUGGCCGCUGUCCUCAGACAGGACACGCGCUGGUCGUCGACCUUUUCAAUGCUCAAGCGCUAUUUUCGGCUCCGUCCGUUCAUUUCGGCGGACGACGAGGAGCUCGCGGACUUCCUUCCGUCACGCUUAGCCCACCCCAAGCUGGAGACUUUGCUGGCAAGCCUCCGGGACGUCGAGUCCGUGUCCAAGCACCUGCAGGGCGACGGCCUUACGCCCCUGGACGCUCGUGUCCUAUUCGACGAGCUCCUCAAGAGCCACCCCUCGUUCGCGAAGUAUCUCGCCACCGACGCGGAUAUAGUCCACUCCGCCGUCUUCGAGCAGGCGGUCGUCAAGGUGCUGGACGACCAGGCGGCCCUGCUGACGGACGACGAAGUCGCUGCGCUGGAGCCGUUCAAGCGCACGCAGACUCAUCGACGCAAGGUAGCUGCUGCGCCGGCCACGUACGAGCAGCUUAAUGCGAUUCCUCCUACCUCAAACAUGGUUGAGAGGCUCUUCAGCAUUGCGCGCGCUAUGCUGCGCCAUGAGCGCCACCGCCUUUCCCCCAUGAUGCUAGAGAUGAUAUUAUUCCUCAAGAUCAACAGCUCGUACUGGGAUGUUGCGACCGUGGAGCAGUGCCUGUAA
This is a messenger RNA of Phytophthora sojae, 675 nucleotides long. RefSeq lists its product as hypothetical. The record is from RefSeq and is a predicted model, not a curated record. Bases 1 to 675 code for a protein of 224 amino acids. The transcript has 4 exons. Lineage: Eukaryota; Oomycota; Peronosporomycetes; Peronosporales; Peronosporaceae.